Messenger RNA from Musa acuminata AAA Group (dessert banana), 865 nucleotides. RefSeq names its product bifunctional bis(5'-adenosyl)-triphosphatase/adenylylsulfatase FHIT-like. The record is from RefSeq and is a predicted model, not a curated record. Bases 19 to 690 code for a protein of 223 amino acids. The transcript is spliced from 5 exons. Lineage: Eukaryota; Viridiplantae; Streptophyta; Magnoliopsida; Zingiberales; Musaceae. Gene Ontology annotation, molecular function: catalytic activity.
UUGUACCCGAACAAUCAUAUGGCGAGUGCCUCUCACUCGCUGUUUGGUCUGCUGUUAAGAGGGGUUCGCGACCGCGCGGCUCGUCCGCCGUAUUCCCUCUUUCGGUCGUCGCCUGCCGCUCUCCGCCGCACUUCGUGCCUUCUCACCCCGAAUCCGAUCCGUCUAUUCCGCGGAACGGUUCAGCCUCGGUCUGAGUCUAGGUCGCAGUCUGAGAUGGAGGAGGUCGUCAGCUACACCUUCGGCCCGUACAAGAUCCACCGUACCGAGGUCUUCCACUCCACCUUGCACUCCUUUGCCAUGGUCAACCUGCGGCCUCUCCUACCGGGUCAUGUGCUUGUAUGUCCAAGGCGGGAAGUAAAACGUUUUAUUGAUCUCACUGCUGAUGAGGUUUGUGACUUAUGGCUUACUGCCAAGGAAGUUGGUGGUCGUCUUGAGCGUCAUCAUGAAGCAUCUUCACUGACAUUUGCUAUUCAAGAUGGACCUCAGGCGGGGCAGACAGUUCCUCAUGUGCACAUUCACAUUCUACCCAGGAAAAAGGGUGAUUUCGAGAAAAAUGAUGAGAUCUAUGAUGCGAUUGAUUUGAAAGAGAAGGAACUCAAGGAGAAGCUUGACUUGGACAAAGAAAGGAAGGACAGAACACCAGAGGAAAUGGCCCGAGAGGCCGAUGAGUAUCGAGCUCUAUUCUCAUAGAUAAUGCUACUUACUUCUGCCCAAUGGAUCUCAUCUUCACCGACUUAUUAAAAAUCAGUGAAGGUAUUAUUAUACGUCUUUUUCUGCCUGGCAUCACUAUGGGUUUUCUCUAUUCCUAUUACUAAGAACAGAAGAAACAAUGAGAAAAAAUGAAUGCAUUUUGUUCUUGACUGCA